Molecule: messenger RNA, 1803 nt
Organism: Capronia coronata CBS 617.96
Lineage: Eukaryota; Fungi; Ascomycota; Eurotiomycetes; Chaetothyriales; Herpotrichiellaceae
Exons: 1
Coding region: 1-1803 (600 amino acids)
Source: RefSeq, a predicted model, not a curated record
AUGACUCCUGAGGAGCAGGCAUCUUUUGCCAAUGAAAUCAGAAACUUCCCACCAAAAGAUAUCGACCGGUUACACCGUGUACUCUUUCGGCUCCAGGAAGACUUGGUCGACUUCACUCCUGGCGCGAUCAAGAGGGAGUACAAUGCGAUAUGCUCUGAAGAUAGGCAUGUGACCCAUCCAGAGGAUCCUUGUCUGCGGUGGCUGCUUGACCUACUCGAGACCGAUCCCGCCGCACCCCUGAACGAAAAGUUCCUCGACGUCUUACAAGAGGCGCAUAUUGUCCUGACGACCGAUGGGACCACAACAGAUGGCGAAACAGAUUACGACGCGGCAGGAAAUUCGCCAGCAUUCGGCCGAGGGUCCGAAGUGCCCGAGAGGAUUGAGUCUCCCGACUCUCUUGACGAAAACGAUCCUUUAUGGCAACAAGCCGUGGCCCUUGACAAUCGGAAAUUAGCAUCUCAAGCCCUCGAUCAAUGGCGACAGAAACUGCACCUUAAAAGAGAGGCGUGGCUAGACUAUGAGGACCCGGCGAUGAACAACUUUGCGGACAAUUUUUACCUGCACAGCUUGGCCAGAAAGACCCUUAGCCACUGGGGAAACAUUGUCAGAGAGAUUCAAGAGAUGGAUAGAGUUGCGGAUGAGUUCCGAGCCCGGCGAGAUGCAGCAUCCGCCCUCAAGCAAUGGACAUUAGCAUCUCGUGAACGACUUUUUGUCAGGGUGCGAGACGAAAGGAUUAUCAAUAAAGUGUUUGGGACAUGGCGGGACAAGUCCAGACGACUACACGAGAUGGAAGCCGCUGCCGACGACUUCCGGGAUCGCCAGGCGGUUCGGAACGCCCUUGGAAUGAUGUUGGCCAAACGGGUUCAAAUCAAACAGGCAGAGCGCCAAGCUGUGUUCGUUUACCAAGACAAUCUGGUGCGGCGGAUAUUCAACAGAUGGCUUGCACAGUUGCAACACAUACAACUCAAUGAAAGACGAGCGGAUGCCGCUGCAGAGUAUUUCGCAAGCAAACACGUCCUCCAGAAGUGGCGCGACAAAACUCGACUACUCCAAGAAGAGAAAACAGGGCAAGAAGCUCGCCGAAAGCUCCUGGGUAUGAAGUAUAUCCGCAGAUGGAGAGCAUUCACUAGGAGGAGUAAAGAAGAAAAGUAUGCAGAGGCCUAUAAGAUCAUGAGGAGGAAGGUCAAGGUGAAUAUCGCUCGAGCUGCUCUUCGUCUGUGGCGAGAGAAGACUGCGCGAAUCCGAGAGAUGAACAUAGCAGCCGACGAGUUUCGAGUGAGAAAGGAUGCGGACGGUGCCAGACGCAUGGCCCACACCGCCAUUGUCACAAUGUACAACAAGACUACACAACUACAAGAAUCGAACCGCCAGGCAGACUUGUUUUUCAACCAGAAACUAGUUGACCGUUUGCAAAUCUUUGGCUCGAACUGGCUUCUUCCGACCAGGCAAAUCCUUGAGAAUCAGAAAAAGGCGGAUGAGUACCGUGCCACGCGGACGGCCAGCUACGCGUUGCAGACACUGAGGAGCUGGCGAAAUGCGGCAUUCAGGUUCAAGAGGCUAGAGGAAGACGCCGAUGUUGUCUUGCAGCGAAAUGAGAAGAAAAGGGCACUAGGGUUUCUGCAAAAAUGGAGACGAGCAGCCGCUCAAGGGCACGGGGAAGAAGAAAGACGCGAAGAACGGUUAAUUCCAGCCACACCGGCGGCAAGAAGGAGUCAACUACUCGCCUCUACCACACCGGCUUAUACGCCUGCUACUGGGUUAUUCGACCGUGCCCGGGUCGUUGUGGAUGUGGACGAAGACUAA